Penicillium alfredii is the source of this 1332-nucleotide messenger RNA. RefSeq lists its product as uncharacterized. Gene Ontology annotation, cellular component: mitochondrion. The transcript has 2 exons. Gene Ontology annotation, molecular function: phosphatidylserine decarboxylase activity. NCBI's taxonomy places the organism in Eukaryota, Fungi, Ascomycota, Eurotiomycetes, Eurotiales, Aspergillaceae. The record is from RefSeq and is a predicted model, not a curated record. Gene Ontology annotation, biological process: phosphatidylethanolamine biosynthetic process. Bases 1 to 1332 code for a protein of 443 amino acids.
AUGGCAUUCAAAAGUCAACGCAAACACCCUCUCCACCGCAUUGGCAACUGGUUGCCAGCCGACCACGCAUCUCAUCGCGAAUGGCUCUGCAGCAUAAUCAAGACCGUCGACCGCAAUGAAACCCCAUUGCACCCCGUCCUUCAAGAGUUCCAGCACCUCAUCGAAACAAAUACCCGGGUCUACAUGCUCAUGACGGGCAUGUUUCGAGAGGUCCCUCACAAAAGCCCUUACCACCAUGAUCCCACCGGAAAGCCACAGAUCCGCGACUACGAGCAUUUUCUGCAGCUUCUCAACCACCUACUCAGCACGGCACCCGCAUGGACAGAUCAAUCCCACCGCGUCGGCCUUGUCGGCCUACCCAUCAACGCCAUCCUCGACUGGCCCAUGGGCACGGCCAGCGGCUAUGCAGCCUUCCUGGACCCGGAUAUUAACGCCAUGCUUAAGAAAGUUCUGAAUGCCUGGGGUGCAUUCCUGCGCUCACCCGCCUCAGCCCAGGUCCUGAAUGAUUCCCCGCAUGGCUGGUUCGGGGCUACCGGGGAACGAGACUUAACAGCCGCUGCGAGGAUCGGACCCACAGAUGCAUCUCACCUCCAGUUCCAUGACCUGUUUGAGUGCAAUCCGAGCGCGCCUUACCACGGCUUCUCGUCCUGGGAUGACUUCUUCACGCGCCGUUUCCGCGACGGGGUCCGGCCUGUUGCCGAGCCGGAUAACCCCCGUAUUAUCGCCAACGCUUGCGAAUCUAAGCCGUAUCGCACUGCUCAGGACGUGCGUGCCCGCGACACUUUCUGGAUGAAAGAGCAACCCUACUCUCUGCUAGACAUGCUGGGGCAUGACCCUCUGGCGCUGGAUUUCGUCGGAGGUACGGUCUACCAGGCGUUUCUCAGUGCAUUGAGCUACCACCGCUGGCACGCUCCCGUGUCGGGCAUGGUCAUCAAGGCUUUCGUCGUUGACGGCACCUACUACUCCGAGCCACUAUUUGAAGGCGUCGGGAAUCCCGAGGGGCGUGCGCAGGAAAUCGACCUUGCCGGCGAGGUUACUUCGCAGGCGUAUAUCACGGCCACGGCGACACGGGCUGUCAUUUUCUUUCAGGCCGAUGACCCGGCCAUUGGUUUGAUGGCGUUUCUGGGCGUGGGAAUGGCCGAGGUCUCCACAUGCGAGAUCUCGGUCAAGAACGGUGACCAUGUUGACAAGGGCGAUCAGAUCGGAAUGUUUCAUUUUGGCGGAUCGACUCACUGCCUGCUGUUUCGAAAGGGCGUGAAGGUCUCUGGCUUCCCGCAACCAGGGGUCGAGGAGAACGUGCCCGUGCGGAGUAGACUGGCGGUGGUGUCGUAG